UAGUCACGUGGCCACAGUGGUUGCCCUGGUGACGGACGCGUCCGCCGGAAGUGUGAAGAAGAGGCGAGCGAUGGCGGACGAUACGAUAAAAACAGAUGUACAGAUGCCUGUGGCCACAGAUGUCAAGAAACCCCGUCCAAAAAAAGCUCCUGAACUUCCCAUUCUAGAGAGAAGAAACUGGCUCAUCCAUUUGCAUUAUAUCCGCAAAGAUUAUGAGACCUGCAAGGCCAUUAUUAAAGAACAACUGCAUGAAACUCGAGGCAUGUGUGAAUACGCUGUGUAUGUGCAAGCUCUGAUCAUGCGGUUAGAAGGGAAGAUCCAGGAGUCUCUGGAGUUGUUUCAAAGCUGUGCCAUCCUGAAUCCCAAAAGCUCGGACAACCUCAAGCAAGUUGCACGAUCCCUUUUUCUUUUAGGGAAACACAAAGCAGCCAUACAGGUUUAUAAUGAAGCAGGCCGUCUCAAUCAGCAGGAUUGGGAGAUCAAUCACAAUCUGGGUGUUUGUUACAUCUACAUCAAAGACUUUAAGAGUGCAGAAGAACGGUUAAACUUGGCAUUACAGCUAAACAAGCACGACAUGACCUUCGUGAUGCUGGGUAAAAUCCACCUGAUGCAGGGCAACAAAGAGAAAGCCAUUGAAGUCUACAAGAGCGCCGUGGAAUUUUCUCCUGAGAAUACCGAGCUGUUGACCACACUGGGGCUGCUUUACCUGCAGCUCGGCAAAUAUCAGAAAGCCUUUGAGCACCUCGGGAAAGCUCUGACAUACGACCCCAGUAACUUCAAGGCCAUCCUCGCAGCCGGGAGUAUGAUGCAGACGCAUGGAGAUUAUGACGUGGCCAUGAAUAAAUAUCGUGUGGCGGCACACGCGGUCCCAGAGAGCCCACCGCUCUGGAAUAACAUCGGGAUGUGCUUCUUUGGCAAAAAGAAAUACGUCGCUGCCAUCAGCUGUCUGAAGAGGGCAAACUAUCUCUCUCCUUUCGACUGGAAGAUCCUGUAUAAUCUGGGUUUGGUUCAUCUGACCAUGCAGCAGUACGCAUCAGCGUUUCACUUCUUGAGCGCAGCUAUCAACCUGCGGCCUCGCAUGAGCGAGCUCUAUAUGCUACUGGCAGUUGCUCUGACCAACCUGGAUGAUGCCGACAACGCCCGGCGGUCCUACGAGCAGGCUGUUCAGAUGGAUGACUCAAAUCCACUGGUGAGUCUGAACUUCGCCGUGUUCCUCUAUAAUCAAGCCGAUAAGAAGGCAGCGCUCCUGCAGUACCAGGAGAUGGAGAGGAAAGUCAUCGCUCAGGUCGAAAAUAACAGCAGCGUCGAAUUUGACCCGGAGCUGGUUGAAACGGCUCAGAAGUUGGGGACGGCUCUACAGGCUGGAGAGAACCUGUACUGGAGCAAACCUGCUAAAGACAGCAAGACCAGUCAAAGAUCCUCAUCCAGCAAACCCAGCAGCUCCCAGCAACCCCUGGGUACCAACCAGGCCCUGGGUCAGGCCAUGUCUUCAGCCGCAGGAUACGGCAAGAGCAUGCAGAUGACAGCAGAGCCUGAGCUGGGUGUGGACAGCGCCUCCUCUCCCCCGAAAGAUCAUCCUGGAGACCCUGAGGGUGAUGUGGAGGAGACCCCUGAACCAGCCAAAGUCAAAGAGAAGAAGAGCAAACGUAAAGCAGCAGCUGAAUAAAGCUGUUAGUGUAGCACUUCUAGAUUUAUAUCAAGCGUAACCUUUAUGAUGUGUAUUUAUAACUUAUUCAUGUACAGAGUUGCAAGUACCGUUGACAAUCACAGAUGUGUUAUAUAGGGACUUUUUUUACAUAUUAGAUGGUUGUUAA
Molecule: messenger RNA, 1814 nt
Organism: Paramisgurnus dabryanus
Lineage: Eukaryota; Metazoa; Chordata; Actinopteri; Cypriniformes; Cobitidae
Gene: bbs4
Product: Bardet-Biedl syndrome 4
Biological process (GO): cilium assembly; protein localization to cilium
Cellular component (GO): ciliary basal body
Molecular function (GO): protein binding
Source: RefSeq, a predicted model, not a curated record